Messenger RNA from Helianthus annuus (common sunflower), 2033 nucleotides. RefSeq names its product adenylosuccinate lyase. Gene Ontology annotation, biological process: IMP biosynthetic process. The coding region runs from base 238 to 1848 and encodes 536 amino acids. The record is from RefSeq and is a predicted model, not a curated record. Gene Ontology annotation, molecular function: N6-(1,2-dicarboxyethyl)AMP AMP-lyase (fumarate-forming) activity. The transcript has 12 exons. Lineage: Eukaryota; Viridiplantae; Streptophyta; Magnoliopsida; Asterales; Asteraceae.
UUCUUCCACCGGAAAAUAAAAAAGAAAACCAGAAGAGGGCAGUGGAAAUAUUCGUUAAACUUUAUAAACGAUAGCGUAACGCCGCCACCUCAACGUUCCCCUCCGCCGUUUGACGUCUCCGGCACCGUUCCUCCGUCUCUCUAACGCCGUCGUCGGGUUGUUCAGGUUUUGGCUGGGAAAGAGUGACCCGAUAAGUGGCCGGUAUAAGGUUCAAGUUUUUUAGAUUUUUGUGCAAUUAUGGAAAUCGGAUCUUGUAUUAAAGCUCCAAACGGAAGCGGUCCAACGUCAUACGUAACUCGUGCAAGUUGCCUCAAUGGACAAUUUGUUCCAACCCAAAACCGCAUUUCAAAGGCGUCAUCUUAUGUGACACUUCCUAACAAACUUUGCACAUGCAAAGCAACUUUGAAGGAAACCAAUAAUAGCGUUGAAGCUGUCGAGAAGGUAAAAGUGCAGCCUUCUGAGACGGAGCUCUCAAGUUUAACCGCCAUAAGUCCAUUGGACGGGCGUUACUGGAAUAAGGUCAAGGACCUAUCUCGUUAUUUGAGUGAAUACGGUCUGAUCUACUAUCGGACUCUCGUUGAGAUCAAGUGGCUGCUAAAGCUCUCGCAAAUUCCCGAAGUAGUUGAAGUUCCAAAGUUUAGCAAUGAAGCUGAAGCAAAAUUGCAAGGAUUGAUUGACGGAUUUAACGAAGCUGAUGCGAUUCAAGUGAAGAAUAUCGAGAAAAUAACUAAUCAUGAUGUGAAAGCAGUGGAGUAUUUUCUUAAAACAAAAUGUCAAGAAGAUCCGGAGAUAGCUAAGGUGCUCGAGUUUUUUCAUUUCGGCUGUACAUCUGAAGACAUAAACAAUCUUGCUCAUGGACUAAUGCUUAAAGAAGCAGUUAAUUACGUUAUUCUUCCGAUCAUGGAUGAUUUAAUUAAUGCUAUAUAUUCUAUGGCCGAAGCUAAUGCUCACGUUUCUAUGCUCUCUCGGACACAUGGACAGCCAGCCUCACCUACAACCUUGGGAAAAGAAAUGAUAAUAUUUGCCGAGAGGUUAAGCAGAGAAAGGCGAGAUAUUUCACAAGUAGAGAUAUUUGGGAAAUUUGCCGGCGCAGUUGGUAACUAUAACGCGCACGUUGCGGCAUAUCCUGAUGUAAUUUGGCCACAUGUCGCAGAACAGUUCGUAAACUCUCUCGGAUUAAGCUUUAAUCCACACGUAACCCAGAUUGAGUCUCAUGACUACAUGGCUAAGCUUUUUCAUUCAUUCAUCCGGUUUAAUAACAUCUUACUCGAUUUCGAUAGAGACAUAUGGGGCUAUAUCUCUGUCGGCUACUUCAAGCAGGUAACGAAGGCCGGUGAAAUUGGAUCAUCAACAAUGCCUCACAAAGUCAACCCCAUUGACUUUGAAAACAGUGAAGGCAAUCUCGGGAUAGGUAAUGCGGUUUUCGACCAUUUAAGCAUGAAGUUGCCUAUUUCACGUUGGCAGCGUGACUUGACUGAUUCUACGGUUUUGAGAAAUAUUGGUGUCGGCUUGGGAUAUUCACUUCUGGCUUACAAGAGUGCACUUGUAGGAAUUGGGAAGCUUCAGGUCAAUGAAGUUGCAUUAAACAAAGACCUGGACAACGCAUGGGAGGUUCUUGCCGAACCGAUUCAGACAGUGAUGAGAAGAUACGGCGUUGAGGAGCCUUACGAGAAAUUGAAGGAACUUACUAGGGGAAAAGCGGUUAACAAAGAGAGUAUUACCGAAUUCAUUAACCGGUUAGAAAUACCAGUCGAAGCUAAAACCGAGCUUCUAAAGUUAACCCCCCACAACUAUGUUGGUGUUGCAGCGCAGUUGGUGAAGGAUGCGUGUAUCAAACGUCAUGAGUAGGCUUACACUUGCCGAUUAUAUAUCUUUUUCGCUUUGUGGAUCUGGAAGUUUUGAAAAAAUAAACCUUUUUACAUGCAUGAGCUGAGGCUAUGGUAAUGGAUGCUGGUAAACUGCAAUAAUUCUGAAGAAAAGUAGUUGUUUAUGUUGGUUGCAAAUUAUCAAGCUUAUAGUGUUUAGUUUCACUA